UGGCGGACCGAGUGCGCGCGCCUGCCUAGCCCGGAGUACCGACUCCCGGCGACCCGUGCUCGCCGCGCCGCGAUUGGCUGCCGCCGACUCGCGCUCGACCAAUCGCGUCGCGCCAGCCGGUCACGUGACCGCCUAGUUCGCGCUUUGCCGGUUCGAACCUGUCGCCGACGUCGUGGAGUGUUUUCGCCCGGUUUUUUUUCGAUCGUUCCACGUUGGAUCUGGGCGUGAAGAAGGUUUAUUUAUGAAAUAAACGUUCCGAGGGCCAGUCGAGAUUGACGCUGAGGGAUAAGUGCGAUCUCGAAGGAGUUUCCACUGGAUACAGCAGUCAUCGAUCUAUUGAUUGGCGGAAUCUGCCUAUCCUGAUCAGCGAUUCACCCGAUUUUCCAGCCUAUAUUGGAAAUAAUCGAGUCAUUAAUUGAUAAUCGAAGACCACGGCGAUUCCUCCCGAUCGAAAGUACAAUGGAUCCAUGCCCGAAUGUGCAGAGCAAUCGAUAUCGGAACCGAUCGAUUGCUUAGUCCCAGUGGACAGAACGAGGGCACGAUCGAGAGAUCGAUUCGGUGACAUCGGAGAUCCUGCAGGAAACUCGGGAAAAGUGGGGAUUUGGUCUUACAAGGAUAUUUCUUGACCAAAAUGGCGACCGGCAUUGAAAUCGCUGACUCCAACCAGGAACUGAUGACGAAGACCAAGCGAGCCAACUGGCGACGAUUGCUGGUCGGAGGGGUGGUGGGGGUUCUGGUUUUGGCCCUGGUGAUAACGGCGGUGAUCCUCUUCACUGGUCCAGAAGCUGAGGGAUCGAAUGGGCAAUCGGCUGCCCAGAUCACUCUUGAAGAAUGGCUGCUGGGAUCUCUGUCUACGAAGAGCUUCAACGGCACCUGGAUCAGUGAUGACGAGAUCCUGUACCGCGACGAGAGUGGGAACUUGCUGGUGUUUAACGUCGUUCUAGGAUCCAACAGGACUAUCUUGGAAAUUACGAACAACGCCCUCGCCUCGAGCUUCGAGCACCAGCUAUCCCCCGACCGGAAGUACUUGCUGCUUGCCUCGAACUAUCAGAAGCUCUAUCGACACACUUACCUGGCGCAGUACAAGAUCGUCAAUUUGGAGACCCAGGAAGUGCUCAGCCUCAUCCCAAAUGACACGAUCACUCUUCAGCUCGCCGUGUGGGCUCCGAAGGGGAAUGCUCUAGUUUACGUCAAACAGAACAAUAUCUUUUACCGACCAGAAGCAGAAGUUCCCCUGGAUUACCAGAUCACCACCACCGGGGUCUUCGGCACGAUCUACAAUGGAGUCCCAGACUGGGUCUACGAGGUCAAAAUAGAGGAGGUAUCAGGUGAUGCGGCACGACUUGAUAGCUACGGCCAUUACACUUGUGAAACGAUUCACUACCCCAAGAGCGGCACGACGAAUCCCACGGUGAAGCUGUACUACGUCGACCUGGACCAAGUGAUACUCGGGAAUGGCAGUCUGGUCGAGAUCGAGCAUCCGCCCCAAUUGAAUUUAUCCGAGAGAAUACUCUCGGCGGUCGCCUUCCCGACGGACAAUUUGGUCUCGGCCACGUGGAUGAACCGAGUUCAGAAUCGGGCGUACUUCCAACUCUGCGACGUCGCGACGUCGAGCUGCACCACGGCGCUUUCUCACGUCGAGUCGAACGGCUGGGUGGAACAGUUCGAGCCGCCUCUCUUCAGCAAGGACGGCACAUCUUUCCUUCUGGUCCUGCCGCAGAAUCAAGGCGAGACCGGAGACUGGAGGCACUUGGUCCUGAUUACAAACGCGACCACCCCGAGUCCGAGGACCGUUCCCCUGACUUCCGGCACUUUCGUCGUCACCGAGAUAGUCACCUGGGACCAAGAGAACUCUUACGUGUAUUACUUGGCCACGACGGAAGACGACCCUGCAUUGCAACAUUUAUACCGAUUGUCAUUGGGGGAUCCAGACAGCAAACCUGAAUGCUUAAGCUGCUACAUUAAAAACAAAUCAGACGGAUCCUAUUGUUUAUACAAUUCCGCAAAAUUCUCCCUCGACAACUCGUACUUCGUCCUGACGUGCGCUGGACCCGGCGUUCCGGAAAUCUCGAUCUACAAUGAGAACAACACGAAGCUGUUCACCUGGGAGGACAAUCAACAAGUGGCGGAUCUGAUCGCCCAAAAGUCCCAGCCGAAGGUGAAAAGAUUCGCCGUUAAAGUGGACGGUGGAUUCGAGGCCCAGGUUCGACUUUUGCUGCCUCCAAAUAUCGAUAUAUCGGGAUCGACGAAACACCCGAUGCUGGUUUACGUGUACGGUGGGCCAGAUUCUUACCAAGUAACGGAGAAGUUCAACGUCGACUGGGGAACGUAUCUGGUGACCAACAAAAGCAUCAUUUACGCCGUCAUCGAUGGCAGAGGGUCCGGAUUAAAAGGCAACAGGAUGCUGUUCGCAGGAUACCGGAACCUCGGCACCGUGGAAAUCGUCGACCAAAUAAACGUCACCAGAUACCUCCAGGACACCUUCCCUUACAUCGACCCGUCCAGGACGGCGAUCUGGGGCUGGAGCUACGGCGGUUACGCCACGGGCAUGUCGCUCGCCGAGGACCGCGAUGGCGUCUUCAAGUGCGGAAUGUCGGUGGCACCUGUCACCGACUGGGCCCUCUACGAUACCAUUUAUACGGAGCGCUUCAUGGGUCUGCCGACGAGAGGUGACAAUCUCGGUGGUUACGAACAAGGCCGGCUGGGGAAAAACGUGGACAACAUGAGGACAAAGAGCUAUUAUCUGAUCCACGGUACCUUGGACGAUAACGUGCACUAUCAGCAGUCGCUGAUGCUCGCGAAGACCCUCGAGCAAAACGACAUCCUGUUCAGACAACAGACUUACACGGAUGAGGAUCAUGGAAUAGCGCAAUCACGGGCGCAUCUUUAUCACUCCCUGGAGAACUUUCUGAAUGAGUGCUUCGAAACCCGAUCAUGAUCGUGGCAGAGGCACGAUUAAUCUGCAACUCGUGAUCAAGGAACUUACGGAGACCUUCUGUAAAUAAUGUACUACCUGUACAUACCUUAUGUACGAUAUGUAAUAUGAAUGUCGUGUAAAUAAUAGUCCAGGGGAUGAGUUUGGACCACAUCGGCUGAAGAAGUGGCCUAGAGCGAUACUGCUCAAUACAGCAGUUUUUGUUCGAGAGACCUGUGAGAUUCAGAGUUUGUACGAUGAACUUUUUAUAUUCAGAGGAGUCUAAGAGUGACCCAACACCUCUGAGCCUGUUGCUCCGAUAGGGUAGCGUAAGCUUAGUUCGUACUUAUUUUCAGGCCGACAACCUAUAGUUUACAGGUUUUCCUUUCAACUAUAUUGUAAGAUGGUUUAAAAACAAAAGCAGAUACGUUACUAACGAUCUCAUGUGACUUUGCACGGUAUAAAUGAAUUUCUUAAAGGUUCGUUACUUUUACGCAGUAUAAAUGCCAUGUUCUUGCAAGAGAAAGGAAAUGAGUGAAUAUUAUGUAGCGCCUUGUUGCCGAAACGUGUUAAAAUUUAAUUGUGUCGCAAUGUUCCUUGUUUUACUUGUGUUCUCAUAACCACAACAGCAUAUCUUCGGCUCGCUAGAGUCAAGACACAAGCAUUUUGUAAUAUAGUUACAUCGAAAUGCACAGUAUUGAAUGCAAAUGUAAAUAAGGGAUUAUCUAAUUACUUGCUACUAAACUUUUGUAAUCAAAGGACCACUGCGACAUUUUUUAGGGUGGAUUUAAAUGAAUUUACUAACGACAAGUGUUAACUCUUAACUUGGAUAUUCUGUAAAUACAAGAUUACUUGAUCAAAAUACAAUUAAACUAGAUAAUUAUUGUUAAAAGCAAAAUUAUCACAAACUCCUUACAUAGUAUUACAAAUAUGCUUGUAUACUCUUUACUCAUUAUUUGUUGAAUGUAAUAUAAAUAAAGUUCUAUGUUUUAUUAAUA
Messenger RNA from Orussus abietinus, 3912 nucleotides. RefSeq names its product venom dipeptidyl peptidase 4. Gene Ontology annotation, biological process: proteolysis. The record is from RefSeq and is a predicted model, not a curated record. Lineage: Eukaryota; Metazoa; Arthropoda; Insecta; Hymenoptera; Orussidae. The transcript is spliced from 17 exons. Gene Ontology annotation, molecular function: dipeptidyl-peptidase activity; serine-type peptidase activity. Bases 632 to 2938 code for a protein of 768 amino acids.